Molecule: messenger RNA, 4137 nt
Organism: Triticum turgidum subsp. durum (durum wheat)
Lineage: Eukaryota; Viridiplantae; Streptophyta; Magnoliopsida; Poales; Poaceae
Source: the annotation of a GenBank genome assembly
AUGGCGACGCUCGGCGGCAUGCUUGCCGCUGCCAUCCUCAAGGUGGUGGGCGACCAGGUUGGUUCUCUGAUCGGGGGUCAGAUCGCGCUGCAGAUGAACUUGAAUAACGACCUGAAGAAGAUGAAGAUGGCGCUGGAGAGUGUCGAUGCCGUUCUCGAGGACGCCGAGAGGCGGUCCAUCACGGAUAAAUCAACGCGUCUUUGGCUGAAGCGGCUCAAGGACUUCAUGUAUAUCAUUUCGGACAUGAUUGAUGAGUUCGAAGCAGACACACAAGCCAUCACCCAGCCGUCUGCGCGCAAGUUCUCCUUCAAAAAAUAUUUGGCGAACAUGAUCCCUUGUCUCACAAUUGGCCCCAACAUUACAAUGGCCAAUAGGAUGAAGAACAUGAGGGACGACCUGAAGGUCAUAACAGAUCAACACAAGGAAUUCAAGUUAACAGACUGCACUAAUGCCAAUGAGCCAAAGGUGACUGAUAUACGGGAAACAUCAUCAACCCUGGAGACACAAAUCAUUGGGAGGACUGAGGAGAGAGAUAUAAUAUUGGCUUCUUUAUCUGAGAGCAUGACAAAGGAUAUCACAAUCCUUCCUAUAUAUGGCAUUGGAGGCCUUGGCAAGACAACCUUGGCAAAAAUGGUUUACAAUAGUUCCCAAUUCAAUGAAUACUCUCAAGUGUGGGUUUACGUGUCUCAGACAUUUGAUUUGAUCAAAAUUGGAAACUCUAUAAUAUCACAACUAUCAGAGAAAGAUAAAGAGAGUGGGUACACUGGAAAGCAGAUGAUCCAUAAUUCCCUUGAAAAGCUCCUUGCCAACAAGAAGAUUCUGAUUGUUUUAGAUGACCUGUGGGAAGAAAACAUAUCUCGGUUGGAAGAACUGAAAGAUAUGUUAAAAGUUGGGGAGAGCAGUAAGGUGAUUGUUAUAGCAACCACACGAAGUGAAGGUAUUGCAAAGAAAAUGUCUACCAUCCAACCAUACAAAUUAGCACCAUUGACUGAUGAUAUGUGUUGGUCUAUUAUAAAGCAAAAGAGUGCAUUUGAAUCUAGAGGUGACAAAGAACAAUUGGAGGAAAUAGGGAAGGUCAUUGCAAUGAAGUGUGCGGGUGUGGCUUUAGCAGCUAAAUCACUUGGACACACGCUGCAAUCUAUGAAGUCUGGUCAAUGGGAAUCAGUGAGAGAUAGUAAUAUAUGGACCGCACCUUCUUUGGAAGAUACAUCUUCUACACAAGUGCUUGCAUCACUGAAGUUAAGCUAUAGUAUUUUGCCUUCGUAUCUGAAGCUAUGCUUUGCCUAUUGUGCAAUAUUUCCAAAAGGUCACAAGAUACUUAAAGAUGAUCUUAUUCAUCAAUGGGUGUCUCUUGGUUUCUCUACUCGGGAGCUUGGUGAGAAAUACAUUAGUCAGCUUUUGGGGCUCUCUUUCCUUGAACAUUCAAAGCCAUCAUCGAUUGUUGCGCUAUAUGAUGAAGAUAUUAUAUUGUUGACCAUGCAUGACCUGGUGCACGAUUUGGCAAGAUCGGUCAUGGACGAUGAAAUUAUUUUGGUUGUCAAAGGCAAUAACGCUGAAGAAAGCUGCUACCACUACGCAUUACUCGAUGAUUGUAGCAAGCCAUUGGGAUCGGACUUAUCCAAGAUAAGGGCGUUACGUUUUAUGGGUUGUGACAAAUAUAAGCUUCAUGAUGACGCAUUUUCAUCUGCCAAGUCUUUGCGUGUCUUGGACUUAAGUGAGUGUACCAUACAUAAGCUGUCAUACUGUAUUGAUGACCUGAAGCAAUUAAGAUAUCUUAACACUCCAAGAGUCCAAGAUGCAAAGAUUCCAGACAGUAUCACCAAGCUCUCAAAAUUGAUUUACCUGAACCUUCAUGGAUCUCUUACAACCUUAGCACUACCAGAGUCAAUUGGAGAAAUUGAGGGUCUAAUGUAUAUUGAUUUGUCAAGUUGUUUCGGAAUUACAAAACUGCCAGAAUCAUUCAGGAGGCUACAAAAGUUGGCGCAUUUGGAUUUAUCAAAUUGCUCGUCUGUUGAAGGAAUAUCGGUGUUCUUGGAGAGCCUCACACAACUAGAGUAUUUGAACUUGUCAUGCUGCCCACACAUUGGAGAUAUACCAGAAGUUCUGGGCGGCCUAUCCAAACUGCAGUAUUUAAACUUAUCAAACAGCUCAUAUCUUGAAUGUGGUAAAGAAACAGAAUUUUUGGGUGCCCUCACCAAACUCGAGUAUUUGAACUUAUCUUCAUGGAAUUGUGAACUCAAAAAGCUCCCUGAAUCUCUGGGUGGAUUCAGUCAACUCAAGUACUUAAACUUAUCAGGUUGGCGAGAUAUGAAAAAAUUGCCAAGAUUAUUCGGGAGCUUAAAAAAUCUGCUCCAUCUUGACUUAUCACAUUGUUCUAUGAUUGAUGAUGUACAUGAAGCUUUGGUCGGUCUUACUGGUCUGCAAUAUUUGAAUUGCAGAGAAACACACGUCAGUUCCCUGCCAGAUGAUCUGACCAAGCUCCGGUAUCUAAAUCUAUCUAGACUAAGAAACAUACCUGUAGAUUUCUCGGAUGAUCCCAUCAAAUAUGAAUUCAAUAGUCUCCCUGCAGAAAACUGGGACAGUAUCGUCAACUAUAUAUGCAGUAAUCUUUCAGAACUGGAGCACUUGGACUUGUCUGGUAAUAUUUAUAUUGAAAAAAUACCUGAAAGUAUUUGUAGCCUAACGAAGCUGCAUACAUUGGACCUCUCAUAUUGCGAUUUGAGAAUGUUACCAGAAAGUAUAAGUGCAAUUGGUAGUUUGAAGUUUCUUUAUUUAAAGGAUUGUUGCGGUCGUCGUGGCAUACCUCAACUCGGUAGCAGUGCAAUAUCGUUACCGCACUUUGUGGUGCGUGCUGCUGCUGAUGGAUCUAGCAGCAAUCUUGUCCUACUAAAGCCCACAGAUCCUUCUGAGCUGGAGAUAACUGAACUUGAAAAUGUGACGUCCGCAGGAGAGGCACAUAGUAUAAAAUUAAUGGAAAAGCGAAGAAUUCGGGAGUUGAAACUGGAGUGGACUGAAGGUGUUGACAGAUUUGUGGAUGACAAAAUGUUGCUGGAAAAACUAGUGCCUCCAAGCACACUGAGUAGAUUGGAGAUAUGUGGUUACAGCAGUGUCAUCUUUCCAGGCUGGGUAGUGGGCCAACUACCAAACCUGGACUCACUGGUUCUCAGAGAAAUGGCAAAUCUAGAAGAGUGGGACAUUUCAUACUCCACCGGUGAGGAGAACGUGUUAACACGAGUGCAAAUACAUGAUUGCUCCAUGCUAAGGAUGAAAGGGCCUCUGCCUAAAGCUAAAGAGUGGGAGAUAAUAUGCAGUGAUAAUGUGUUAUCAUCAUGGGAUGAGUGCAUUGUGCCACACACCUGUGCUUCCUCAUCUUCUCCAGUAACUACUAAGCUAUCAGUUAGCGAUUGCAAGGGGCCUCACCAGUGGAGGUGGCUUCAACACUUCCCUGGACUCCCUUCUUUGUCUAUUAACAAUUGUGGCGAUCUAACCGGCUCACCAGAUAUCAUCCAACUACUAUGCUCUUUGGAGGAACUAUGGCUAGAAGGCGAAGACAUGGAAGAACUGCCAAUAUGGUUGGGUGAGCUCCCAUCUCUAAAGAAUCUGACUAUAUUUAAUAGCAAUGGUGUAAAGGAGUUAAACGAGAACAUGAGGCAACUCACAAAGCUUGAAUCGCUACAACUUGCGUUCUGCGAAAGCAUAUCUGCAGUGCCACAUUGGCUAGGCGAAUUGACCUCUCUCAAGACACUUUGGAUACAUAACAGUGGAGGCUUGAGGUCUUUGCCGGCAAGCAUACAACAACUCACCAGCCUCCAGGAAAUAAAAAUUAUUAAGUGCCAUGCAUUAGAGCACGUGGUUGCUGAAACAGAGGAGGGAAAGAUGAAGCUGGCUGACGACCAACAAAGGGAAUCUGCUCUGCCCACCUCUCUAAAGAGACUUUGUCUGAGUGGAUGUGAUGGUAUCAAGUCUUUUCCUGAGGGAAUACAUCAACUCACUAACCUACAGGACCUAGAAAUAACUAGGUGCUCUGGACUAAAGGAAUGGUGUGAAUUAGAGGAGACCAAGACCAAAUUGGCUUGCAUAGAAAGUUCUAGACAGUGUGCAUAUACUGCACAACCAGGUGGCCAGGUUGCAACCUGA